GCGAGGUGCGCGCGAGGAUGCUCCGGGCCGGGCAAGGCGGUCGCGGCCGCUGCUGCGCACGCGUGCCCGCGUUGCGGCUGAGCUCAAAAGAUGCCCCGGGGACAGGCCCGGCUGCGCGAGCGUGCCCAGCCGGCGGGCAGCGCUGUGGAGACCGGGGGACGCUGGGAGAGCCGCGAGGCCCGGCGCGCGACCCCCGGAAGCGGCACCUGCUCUUCAGGACAAAAGAAGUUGGACGAAUCCUGAAUUUACCACCCGGCGUUCCAGGAGGCAAUACCCAGUGGUCUGACCGUUGCUGUCCCUGUGGGUCCUGACCUGGGCCCUCCUGUUCCCUGGAGAAUCCCUCACUUGCUCUUCCGGAAUUAGAAACCACCGAGGGAUCUCUCCUCCCUGAUUCCUUGCAAGCCUUGCUUGUCUGGAGAGUAGCUCUUGGCCAAGAUUUGGCAGCAGAGAGCCAUGGACCAGAACAGCGCAGGGGAGGAGGGUGCCCUUCCAUCCGAGAUACACCUCCCUUCAUUUUCUGAGAGUCAAGGACUCAACUGCAGCAAUGCCCUCAACCAGAAUCUGGGUCCCAGCUCCCGAGACCUGCUCUAUGCUGGCCUGAGUGGAUUGGACAUGGACCCCAGCCUCCCAGCACCCAAUGUGCCCAGCAAGGUGCUGGAGAACAGCUUGGAUGCUUUCUCCCUGUACUCUGGGGAGGACCGUGACUCCAUGAAGCUGCUGGAGAAGUAUGCAGACCCGGCAUCUCAGGCUUCUUUACAGGACCUGAGGCUGGGCAAGCUUCAGAUCCCUAAAGAGGCUGACGAAGGAGGCAGGGCCACUUCUGGGAGCGCAGGGAAAGAAGAGCAGCAUCACACUUCACCUCAGAAGCUGCUUCUGGAUUGCAGCGUCUGUGGGAAGGUGUUCAGCAGCACCAGCUCUCGGAGCAAGUACUACCUCACGCACAGCCAGGAACGGAAACACAUUUGCGGAAUCUGCAGCAAGGCCUUUAAGCGCCGGGACCACCUGACUAGGCACAUGCUCACCCACCAGAAGACCAAGCCCUUUGCGUGCAGGGAGCAGGGCUGCAGCAAGAGCUACUGUGAUGACCGUUCCUUGCGCCAGCACUACGAGGUCCAGCACAGCUUGUGCGUCCUGAAGGAGGCCCCCCCUGAGGAAGAAGCCUGUGGGGACUCCUCUCCUGCCCACAAGGAUGGAAAUACCUACCGGCUCCCCGAUCCAGUGAAGGAGGAGAGCAUGGCAGCAGGCAGAUAUGACAAGUGGCUGUCACCUCGAAGGAAGCAGGACCAACAGGUGAAGGUGCGUGUGCAGCUGCCAUCUCUUCUCUGUCGGUGUUUGGGUGUCCGGCAUGGAGUUUUUCAAGCCUCUGAGACAGGUGCUGAGGCCGGAGGUGGAGGCACAUUGUCCCCCAGGAGCCUGGAAACCCUCGACGGCAUGAGCACAGCUCCUCUGGGGACGCCUGCGUCGGAGCCUGUGGGCCCAGUGAGCCAGCCCCCGGGGAGCACAGCCAAGCCAGCCCAGAAAGCGGAGAAAGUGCCUGCGGCCCAAGGCAUCGUUCCUGCCUCCCGCUCCUUAUGCCUUUGGGGAGCCGGGCCCCGAAGGAGGCCACCAGAGCUGCCUGUGGUUUCCGGUGCUCCUGGUGGACCACUCCCUGCAGGGACUGUUCCAGUGGUCUCCCAGUAUGCUGCCCCUGGUGCUGAGCCCCAUCCGGGAGGGGUCUGGGCUGUAUUUAAACACUGUUCCAUGUCCACUCAGGAUGAUUCUGACAAAGUCAUCGGCAGCAAGCUUGAUCAAGUGGAUGACUCUUCUGGGAGACAUGUUAUUAAGGAUGACACCAAGCUCCACAUUCGAAUACGCAUCAGGAGAGGAAACAAGUUUCAGGCCGAGAUCCCGGAGCUCCAGGAGCGCCCUAUGGUCGAGACCAUUGAACAUGGAGCUUCUCUGGUCUGGAAGCCAUCGGACGGUGUGAUGAGCAAUCCAGAAACACAGGAUAGAGAUCAAGUGGAUGACUGUUUUGGCAUCUGUGCAAUCGAGGAUGACACCAAGCCCAGCAUUAGACCACACAUCAGGAUAGGAGGCGAGUUUCAGGCCGAGAUCCCGGAGCUCCUGGAGCGCCCUCCUGAUGAGACCGGUGAAGAUGGAGCUUCUCUCGUCUGGAAGCCAUGGGAUGAUAUGACGAGCAAUCCAGAAACACAGGAUAGAGUUACUGAGCUCUGCAAGAUGGCGUCCAGUGCAAUGCCAGGAGGGGGCACCAACCUGGAGCUUGCUCUGCACUGCCUGCACGAGGCCCAGGGCGACGUCCCGGUGGCCCUAGAGACCCUGUUACACGGAGGACCCCAGAAGCCGCUGACUCACCCUCUUGCCAACUAUCACUACGCAGGUUCAGACGUCUGGACCUCCCAGGAGAAGAUUCUGUUUAAUAAGGCAUUUCAGGCUCACAAGAAGAACUUCCACUUGAUACACAAGAUGGUUCAGACAAAGACAGUGGCCCAGUGUGUAGAGUAUUACUACACCUGGAAAAAAAAGAUCAGGUUUGCCUAUGUUCGGGCCCCAGGCCUGGGAAAUGGGGUCAAAAGAAAGCUGGACGAGGCAGACAGAACAGAAACAAAGGCCACUUGCAGUCCUCAGAAGAGACCCAAAUGCCAUCCAACCCCCGAGUUGAAGAUGAAGACCAAGAGUUACAGGGGAGAAUCCAUCGUCAACACAAGCCCAAAUGCUGGUCCCAAGCAGACCCCUGAGCCUCCGGGGAGCGAAAAGGGCCGAGGCACUUUUCCCUGCAGAGAGUGUGAGAGGGUGUUUGACAAGAUCCAGAGUCGAAAUGCCCUCAUGAGGCAGCACCGGCUUCAGGACCCCAUGGAACCAACUGUUAGGGCGGAGAGACCAGCGAAGGCCUUCCUGCUCCAAGAUGAGGAGGAGGAGGAGGAAGGGGAGAUGGGGGCUGACAUGGGCCCCUUGCAGGGGUGAUUUGGGCCGUGAGCCGGGGCCAGGCAGCACGUCAUCGGGAUGAGGACCUCGGGCUGUCACCUCUCCCUUCAGCCUCCCCGAGGUGUUCAGGGCAUCCCUCUGCCUCCACCCCCACCCCCCUGCCCCCACUGACCAGCCCAGCUUGCAAACACAGCGGGCAUUGGCCAUCAACAGGCAGAGCGCCGCCAUCGUUGGACACUGUGACAUCCUUGCCAGCUGGUGCCAGAGGCUCCAUACUCUUUAGGUCAAUAGUCUCUCCCCUUCUAUUCUCUGGAGCAGGGCAUCUUGUGUGGGGAAACAUGUUAGAUCUGAGUCCUCACCAAUCUUCGCCUCAAUUUUGGGGUUUCAUUACAUCUGUUAGAGAAGGCCGAGGCGUGGACACCCAGUGGGAAAAUACUUCUGGAUCUCCCAACAUGUCAGACUCCUCAUCAGGAGACCGUGCCCUCUGCAUUUAGCCCCUAGUGUGGCAAUGACUUUGUACAUUCUUAAGUUUUUUUGGUACAAGUCAAUUUGUAAAUCUUAUUAAAUUGUGUUAAGCAGCUAUCUUCUGGCUUCUCUGGCCUGUUGAGCCAACAAAGGCUUUAGGGCUCCUGCCACUCGCCAGCGCCGCAGAAACGAGUGAGCUUAGUCUCUGCCCUGGAGGGGGCAGGUCCCCAUACAUUCCGGGAGCCGGCCCUUAGGUGCCCACUGCAGUGUGUGUCAGUGCCCAGUCCAUGCAGUGGGCACACAGCGACACAGGAGGGACCCAGGUGCUCCCUUCAGGGAGCUCACAUUUUAGGAGCAGGAGAGCAGCAGGAAUAAAUAAGCAAAGAGGUGACUUUAGCUAUUGCUUUGGGCCAUAAGGACAGAAGAGUCAGCAGCGUAGUGACCAGCAGUCAGGACAUGACGGUGGUUCCACUGUGUCCGGGGUGAAGUCAGGGUCUCCCAGCAGCGGCCAGCUCAGCAUGCAGAUCGCAGCAGGGACGAAGAUCACCUCCUCCUGCCCCAAGGUCCAAACCAGGGAGCACAGGAAAGAGCACGUUCCUCCCUCCUUCGUCUUGUCCCUUUUUUGAGAGCGGGGAGAGCUUGUAACAGUCUCCAGAAGAAUGCCUCUGGGUCCAUUGGUCAGGACUGGGGCCCAUGCUUUUUCUAAACUGAUCCCUGGCAGUAGGAAGGGCUAUGGCCGCAGUCAUCCCGAUAUCCAAGGUCUCCUCAGGACCGGGGGAAACCAGCAUGUUUCCUCAGGUUUCCUGCCACCUGACCAAAGCGGAAAUUCUUUUUGCCAGGAAAAGAAGAGGAAGCAUGAGUGGCUACUGGGUCGGGAGCCCUUGCGUACACCACAAGGUGACAGGAGGAAAAUAAGGCAGGGGCUCAAAUCCUAAAGAGUGACCAGGGUGUGGCAGAUGGCGUUAGGGGGUAGGCCAGGGAAGGCCACCCGGAGGAGGCUGCUGAGGCCACGGUCUGUAUUCCAGGCCACGGCAUGGCAAGUGCUGACUCUGCCACGGGAACUAGCGGAGGGUUAAAAGUUCUGUGGCUGCUGUGCCGAGGUUGCAGGAGGCAAGACGGCAAGCCUGGAGAGGUGACAGAGGCUUUCAGAGACGACGGUGGCCUGGGCUGGGUAGCCAUAAAGAGGGACAGAAACUCAGGGAUUAGGGAUGCGCCUCAGGAGACUCAGACUUACUGAUGGGUCACGCUGUGAGAAACCCACUCACUGGUCCAAAUUCAGUAAGUGGACAUGGAGAGAAAGAGGACAGCGGAGCGAGGCUUUAAUGUCGGUCUUGCAGGAUUGGGAGUCUGGUGGGCAGGCACACCUGGGGAGUUUGGCGACAUUAAUUUACCUCCUAGUGCGCGAGUCCCUCCCCUGGUUCCUCAUUGACUGAGUACUGCAGGGUUCACAUUCUUUCCCGGACGUCGCCUAAGGCAAUUACAUCUUUCUUAUUGGUACAUUUAAAAACCUCAGCCAGGUAUAACCAGGCCCUUAUCAAUUCCCACCCGACUCUCAGCCUGAGCAGC
Molecule: messenger RNA, 4953 nt
Organism: Manis pentadactyla (Chinese pangolin)
Lineage: Eukaryota; Metazoa; Chordata; Mammalia; Pholidota; Manidae
Product: zinc finger protein 541-like
Exons: 19
Coding region: 454-2961 (835 amino acids)
Biological process (GO): regulation of transcription by RNA polymerase II; negative regulation of DNA-templated transcription
Cellular component (GO): transcription regulator complex; histone deacetylase complex
Molecular function (GO): transcription corepressor activity
Source: RefSeq, a predicted model, not a curated record